AGAUACCAUGUACCUUCUAUGACCAACAAUAUAUUAUUCCACAGAGGAAUUGCUAAUCAUGGCACUGCAAUACAUGGAACUGUUUGAAAUGAAGCCUAAUAUGACUAGUUUAGAAAGCUCAAUGGAAAACCUUACAACAGAAGAAUUUGCCAAGAUCAUGGAAUCCUUCAAUGUGUCCGAAAUUAUGAAACUUGACACAAGGAAAUACCUCGAAGAGCCUGUCGUUAUCAUUAUGAUGGUCUUGUGUGCACUUGCUCUUGGUACCAACAUCAUUUCUAUUCUGGCUACAAGCCAUGUGCCCUCCAAUCUCUUUACAUCUCACUUUCGGCUGAUACUGAGCCUUGCUGCAUCUGACAUAAUGAUUGUGGUCAGCAUUGUGUCUCACAUUGUUAACAAAGUUUUGAAUCCACCUCGCAUAUUCCACCUACAUUCUCAAGAAGAGCGCCUAGUAUCGUCUUGUGGAUUUCAGCUUGUGGUUUCGAUCAAUGUCACUGCUCAUUUGAUAUCCCUACUUAACCUUUUUGCCAUGGCACAGGAUCACUAUGUGGCCAUUAUUAAACCGCUACACUACCACCACAUCAUGCAACCCAGUCGAGUUAAUAUUAUGAUAAUUAUUUUAUGGGUUAUUUCAUUUCUGGGUGGAUUUUCCAACUUUUAUGCAGGAAUAGGAAAACCUCCCCAAUUUAAGGACUUCAACAUAUGUGAGCGUGCCCUGUAUAGCAGCUAUCAGGCAGAAUAUCUUCUUAUUCUUCUUACCUUAUUGUGCUUUCUAGGAAUAAGUGUCAUUUAUACAACACUUUAUUGCAAAAUCAAAUACCACAACAGCCUCACUGUGACAAUGUCCAAAAACAGAAUGCACAACAGGAAAGCUCUUGUUACCACUUUAAUUAUCAUUGGAACAUUUGCAGCAUGUUGGCUACCUGGCAUGAUCUUUCAACUGUCCAUGAUCAUUCAAAUUCAUAUAGAUGACGCCAAAAUCAGAGAAUACAUUGUGAUGUUCGUACAGGCAAAUAACUACUUGUAUAUCCUUUUGCUGUGUAAUUCUCUGUGUGAUCCCAUCAUUUACGCAAUUCGACUGCCUGAAGUCCAACUAGGGUACAUCCGAUUCUUGUCCAAGUACUCUGUAACUUUUAGGAAAAUACUUCACAGGAGAAGAAUGACUCAAACUUGGAGUGUCUCACAGACAAGGACUAGUGUGAAUACUUUCACAGAUGCAGGUUGUUCUCUGAAUCUUCUUGAGAGAAAUACAGAAAAUGGUAACCUAAACAGUAGCGAAUCAAUUGAAAGUAGUUAAUAGAUUUUAAUGCUAAAAAUGUAUGUUGAAAUUUGAUGUAAAUUUUGAGAGGCUGCUGAUCAACAACUGUAUGAAG
Saccostrea echinata is the source of this 1370-nucleotide messenger RNA. RefSeq names its product melanocortin receptor 4-like. Gene Ontology annotation, molecular function: G protein-coupled receptor activity. The record is from RefSeq and is a predicted model, not a curated record. The coding region runs from base 59 to 1294 and encodes 411 amino acids. The transcript has a single exon. Gene Ontology annotation, biological process: G protein-coupled receptor signaling pathway. Gene Ontology annotation, cellular component: membrane. NCBI's taxonomy places the organism in Eukaryota, Metazoa, Mollusca, Bivalvia, Ostreida, Ostreidae.